Castor canadensis (American beaver) is the source of this 1654-nucleotide messenger RNA. It is a transcript of the gene Krt25, whose product is annotated as keratin 25. Gene Ontology annotation, biological process: intermediate filament organization; epithelial cell differentiation; hair follicle morphogenesis. Gene Ontology annotation, cellular component: cytoskeleton. The record is from RefSeq and is a predicted model, not a curated record. Gene Ontology annotation, molecular function: structural molecule activity. Lineage: Eukaryota; Metazoa; Chordata; Mammalia; Rodentia; Castoridae.
GAGAAGGCACUCCAUCCUGGCUUUUACACAUAGAGUUCUGUGACACGCUUGCCCUGAGAUCAUGUCUCUCCGACUUUCCAGUGGACCCAGGAGGUCCUAUCCCCGCCCCAGCACAGGAUCGCUCAGGCUAUCUGGUGGGGGAGCCAGCUUUGGGGCUGGAAAUGCUUGUGGCACACCAGGCAUUGGAAGUGGCUUCUCCUGCGCCUUUGGUGGUAGCUCCUUGGGAGGAAAUGCAGGAGCAGGCAACCCCUGUGCUGGCUUCACCAUGAAUGAGGGGGGCCUCCUGUCAGGCAAUGAGAAGGUGACCAUGCAGAACCUCAACGACCGUUUGGCGUCCUACCUGGACAACGUGCAAGCUCUCCAGGAAGCCAACGCUGACCUGGAGCAGAAGAUCAAGGGCUGGUAUGAGAAGUUCGGACCUGGCUCUUGCAGGGGCCUUGACCACGACUACAGUAGAUAUUUCCCAAUAAUCGAUGAUCUCAAAAAUCAGGUCAUCGCUUCUACCACCAGCAAUGCUAAUGCUCUUCUACAGAUUGAUAACGCCAGGCUGACGGCUGAUGAUUUCAGACUGAAGUAUGAAAACGAGCUGGCUCUUCAUCAGAGUGUGGAGGCUGAUGUCAAUGGGUUACGCAGAGUUUUGGAUGAAAUAACCUUGUGCAGAACAGACCUGGAGAUUCAGUAUGAAACCCUGAGUGAGGAGUUGACUUACCUCAAAAAGAACCACAAAGAGGAAAUGCAAGUUCUGCAGUGUGCGGCUGGAGGCAACGUGAACGUGGAGAUGAACGCGGCCCCCGGGGUGGACCUCACGGUUCUGCUGAACAACAUGCGAGCUGAGUACGAAGCCCUGGCCGAGCAGAACCGCAGGGACGCCGAGGCCUGGUUCAAUGAGAAGAGCGCUUCGCUGCAGCAGCAGAUCACAGAGGACGUUGGAGCCACAACCUCAGCCAGGAACGAGCUGACGGAAAUGAAGCGCACGCUGCAAACCCUGGAGAUUGAACUGCAGUCUCUCUUAGCCACGAAACAGUCCCUGGAGUGCUCCUUGACUGAGACCGAGGGCAACUACUGCUCACAGCUGGCGCAGAUCCAGGCUCAGAUCGGGGCCCUGGAGGAGCAGCUGCACCAGGUCAGGACUGAGACUGAGGGCCAGAAGCUGGAGCAUGAGCAGCUGCUGGACAUCAAAGCCCACCUGGAGAAGGAAAUUGAGACCUAUUGCCUCCUCAUCGGAGGAGAUGAAGGGGCUUGUAAAUCUGUAGGUUACAAGUCUAAAGAUUAUGGAUCUGGAAACGUGGGAAGUCAAAUCAAAGAUUCAUCCAAACCCAUAGUGGUUAAGAAAGUCCUUGAGGAGGUAGACCAACGAAGCAAAAUACUUACCACUAGGCUCCACUCCCUGGAAGAGAAAUCUCAAAGUAAUUAACAGAGAACAUAAGCCAAAAACCCUCAGAGAAGAAAAGGCAUUAUUUGUGCCUGGGAAAACAAGCAAGUCUAAGAAAGCCUAUUCUGUUUUCUUCCUGUUCCUUUCUAUUUCUGGGCAAUCCACAGCUGAUCUCCCCAUUCAUCUGGAAGAGUGUCACACACAAAUAUGAUGACUCAUUUGAUUACCCUAUAGCAAUCUGUUAUCACUCCUUGUAUUCAAUAAACCUUCCUUGAGCAAGUU